Zonotrichia leucophrys gambelii is the source of this 1608-nucleotide messenger RNA. RefSeq names its product immediate early response 5 like (gene IER5L). The coding region runs from base 290 to 1282 and encodes 330 amino acids. The record is from RefSeq and is a predicted model, not a curated record. NCBI's taxonomy places the organism in Eukaryota, Metazoa, Chordata, Aves, Passeriformes, Passerellidae. The transcript has a single exon.
CUGCCCGCCCGCGCCGUCCGUGCUCGGAGCGCGGCGGCGGCGGCAGCAGCGGGAGCCCCCGGCGAUGCCCGCGCUGCUCCCGCCGCUGGCCGCCCCCUGAAGACACCCCUCUCUAUUUGCCCCCCUUCUCCAGCGACCUCAGGCUCUUUCCCCCCUUUUCCCCUUCCCCCCCUCCCCUUUAUUCCCUCCCCCCCGCCUCUUUAUCCUCCUUCCUUGCGACCCUCCGCACCCGCCCGGCUGCCGUGUGGAUGCGGGCCGGGGUGCCUGGCUGCGCGGGCGGCGAGAGCCGAUGCUGAGGGGCCGGAGGAGGAUGGAGUGCACCCUCGAUGCGCAGAGUUUGAUCAGUAUUUCCCUGCGGAAGAUCCACAGCUCCCGCACGCAGCGAGGCGGCAUCAAGCUCCACAAGAACCUGCUCGUCUCCUAUGUGCUCCGCAACGCCCGGCAGCUCUACCUGAGCGAGCGCUACGCCGAGCUCUACCGCCGCCAGCAGCACUACCCCGACGGCGCCCCGCUCCUCGCCAUGCCCGCCUGCCCGCCGCCCGCCGCCGCCGCCCCGCCGGAGCUGGCGGCGCUCCCGCUGCCCGCCGACACGCAGGACCGCGAGGCGCGGAGCUGCGGGGCUGCGCGGGGCGGCGCGGAGCUGCUGGAGGUGCCGGUGUGCGCCGUGCCCCCGGAGAUGCAGCGAGCGCCCUGCAGAGACUCGUCCCCGGGCUUCUACCGGGCCGCCGGCAGCGCCGGUCCCGGCGGCGGGGGCAGCAGCGCGGCCCCGGGGCUGCUCUACGCCGCCGGCUGUGACUUCGGGAGCGGCGGGGCCCCGCACUGUAGCAGCCGCACCACGGUGCUGGAUUUGGACACUCACGUCGUGACCACGGUGGAGAACGGGUACUUGCACCAGGACUGCUGCUCGCAGUGCCCCUGCUGCUGCCAGCCGGCACCGGGGCUCGCCUCCCCGCCGCCCGCGCCCGGCACCAAGCGCAAGUAUUACCCGGGGCAGGAGGAGGAAGAGGAGGGGGUGGAGGAAGGGGAGCCGGGGGGAGGCGGGGUGGCGGGCGGCCCCCCCUUCGCCCCGUGCACCAAACGCGCCCGCUUCGAGGAGUACAGCGCCGAGCACCCCCAGGACUCUUCCAACAUCUCCAACUUGAUCUCCAUCUUCGGCUCCGGUUUCACGGGGCUGGUGAGCCGGCAGCAGGCGGACUCGGAGCAGCCCCUCAACGGGCAGCUGUGCAGCAAGCAGGCGCUGGCGAGCCUGGGAGCCUGGACUCGGGCCAUCGUCGCGUUUUAGAGAGAAGUGGGGGAGCAGAAGGGGUGCGGGGGGGCUGUUGACAAAACGGGGGUGCGAUCCGAGGGACGGCGGCUCCGGAGGGGGGACCCUGAAACAAAGGCAGGGAGGGGGGUUGGGGCGAGGGGAGGGGGGUGCCGAGGGGUGCGCAGGGGAGGCGGGGGGGCAGAGCCGCGCUAGUGUUUUAUAAAUUGUACAAUAAAGAAAAAAAAAAUCUAAGAUCUUGGGACUUUAUUUUUGCAGAGAUGAGAGAGAAAAAAAAAACAACAACAAAAAACAAGCAAACAAACGAAAACAAAACAAACAAACAACAAAAAAAAAACAACAAC